Messenger RNA from Actinia tenebrosa (Australian red waratah sea anemone), 216 nucleotides. Lineage: Eukaryota; Metazoa; Cnidaria; Anthozoa; Actiniaria; Actiniidae. The record is from the annotation of a RefSeq genome assembly.
AUGCCCCAAUUGGAAACUGCUACUUAUUUAACUCAAUAUAGAUGAACCUUAAUCGCUUUAUUUUUAUUAUUCUCUUUUUUGGUAAUUUCCGUCUUACCCGUUAUUAAAACUAAUUUUCUAAUCAGAAGAUCGGUUGGGGCAGGUUGGACAGGGGCCCCUAAAACAUCUGACUUAAACAAGGGGCCAGCUUCGUUAUGAAGUCAGGAUAAAAUUUAA